UGCGCAGAUAAAAACAAAACUGAAUUGUUUGGUGACAUAAUUGUAUGUUGCAGUGUUGAAUUGAAGCAAACCAAAGUUCAAAAACCAGAAAAAAACCAAAAGAAGUAAUUGAAAAAUCGAAUAUCGAGUUGAAGUGCCGUACUGAAAAUUGAAGUCCAGUGACACGAUCGAAUCCCUCGGAUAGCGGAGUUAGUUUAGCCCCCCGAAUUCGAGUCCCCGCACGUUGUACACCUGGUUUUUCUCGCUGGCAACGUAGUCGGCCAUUGAGUUGGCCGAUACCAAACGACCUUCAAAACGUUUUGCGUCGAGGCAAUACGCACCAUGGGCUGCGCACAGUCUGCCGAGGAGCGAGCCGCAGCCGCCAGGAGUCGCCUCAUCGAGCGCAAUCUCAAGGAGGACGGCAUACAGGCGGCAAAGGACAUCAAACUCCUGCUGCUGGGUGCCGGUGAGUCGGGCAAGAGCACAAUAGUCAAACAGAUGAAAAUCAUUCACGAGAGCGGCUUCACUGCGGAGGACUUUAAACAAUAUCGACCGGUUGUCUACAGCAACACAAUACAAUCAUUAGUUGCAAUAUUGCGCGCGAUGCCAACCCUAAGUAUUCAGUACAGCAAUAACGAGCGGGAGAGCGAUGCCAAGAUGGUGUUCGACGUGUGCCAACGCAUGCACGACACCGAGCCCUUCUCGGAGGAGCUGCUGGCCGCCAUGAAACGCCUCUGGCAGGACGCCGGUGUCCAGGAGUGCUUCUCGCGCAGCAACGAAUACCAACUAAACGAUUCCGCAAAAUAUUUCCUGGACGAUUUGGAUCGGUUAGGCGCCAAGGAUUACCAGCCAACUGAACAGGAUAUCUUGCGCACUCGCGUCAAGACCACUGGCAUCGUUGAGGUUCACUUCUCCUUCAAAAACCUCAACUUUAAAUUGUUUGACGUGGGCGGACAGCGCUCGGAGCGUAAGAAAUGGAUACACUGCUUCGAAGAUGUCACGGCGAUCAUUUUCUGCGUGGCCAUGUCCGAGUACGAUCAAGUCUUGCAUGAGGAUGAAACCACGAACCGCAUGCAAGAGUCGUUGAAACUGUUUGACUCGAUCUGUAACAACAAAUGGUUCACGGACACCUCGAUUAUUCUGUUCCUGAACAAGAAGGAUUUGUUCGAGGAGAAGAUUCGCAAGAGUCCCCUGACGAUUUGCUUCCCCGAAUACACAGGUGGACAGGAGUACGGCGAGGCGGCUGCUUACAUUCAGGCUCAAUUUGAAGCGAAAAACAAAUCAACCUCAAAAGAAAUCUACUGCCACAUGACGUGUGCCACAGAUACCAAUAACAUUCAGUUUGUAUUCGAUGCUGUCACCGAUGUCAUCAUAGCAAACAACCUGCGCGGCUGUGGACUGUACUAAGAUGGAUUCCAGGCCGGAUCCCGACGAUGUCGACGUCCGAGUCGAUGUUGAUGAUGAUGACGAUUAUGUGAAGCAGAAUGGGGGCGUUAGCAGGGAACACCGUAACGGUAUUAAAGAGCAGCGCGGGAGCACAACAACCCACCAGCAUUGAUCAAAAACCAAACAAUUUAGGAGCAGAUGAUAGAACCAACCAACCAACCAACCGCAACCACACAGAAAACAUAGGACACUGAACAAGCAAAGCCCAAAGAACUUUUAUUUGUUUAACAAAAAAACGGCGGACGGACGGAAAUCCCGAAUGGAUGUUAUAGGGGAAAUGAGCGACAAGUACAUUACAUAAUAUCGAUAAUAUUGAAGCAGAUGCAGAUGCAGAUACACACAAUGCUAAUGAAGAUCAGGGCGACAAUGACAAAAUGAGGCAGCAGGCAACUGACACAUGGACACGCGAUUAAAGUCACAUCUGAAUAAAACGGCAGUUGAUUGAAAGGCAUUUCCUAUAUACAAACAUAUACAAACACAUACAUAUGCAUUAUGCAAAGCCACAUGUACGACAUGACACUAACACACUCACACGACAAACACAAGCGCCAGCAUUGCAUACAGUUGUUGUUUGGUCUGAAUAAUUUUUAUAGAAUUUCAUAAUUUAUGUGUAGUUUAGUUUCCUCAUGUAUUUAUUAAACAAAAACCAAACGAGCGUAUAUCUACAUAUACCGCAUAUAUAUAUACAUACACUUCUAUACAUAUAUAUAUAUACAUAUAUAUAAAUAUUAUAUAUUAAAUGUUUCCUGUUGCAAUCUCUCUUUAAAAUUAUUCAUGCCAUCAACGCUCUGCAUUUGUCAUGCUUGUUUAGACUUAAGUUCGAAAGUUUCAACAAAAUCCAGCGGCAAAGGAAAUAUCAAUAUUCAUUUGAUUGAGUGUCAGCGUGUGGUCUAAAGUAAAUAUAAAAUAACAAACCAAAAGAGGAAAAAAAAAACAAAUAAAAUGAAAUGAAAAGAAACGAGGAAAGGAAAAAACACAAAAUAUGGAAAGCAAAAUCUUAAACGUUAAGUAAAAUUUAAAGAUAAAUGAAACGGAUAUAAAAUCUAUCUAUUGUAUUUACAAGAACAAAAACGAAGCAAAACUAAACUAAAAUCCAGAUAAGAGUCAAGUAAAGCAACGCGUAUGUGGCCACUUAACUAACUUAUGUAAAGAGCAGCAGUAGCAGCAGCCAUCGAUAAUUGAUUGAUAUACUUCAAUGUAAAUUGUACUUUGUUGAGUUUACGUGUAUAGGAGAAGUUUAGCUGGCAAACACACAAACACGAACACAAGCGCAUACUGAACACAAACUAAAUAUAAUUUCCUUCACUUAUUGAGCUGAUUUGUUGUAACUUACAAUGAUUUGUGGCAUUUAUACGAGGAGCAGGGCAAAUCAGCGAUCAUCAAACACGCAAUUCAACUUUGGCGGCGCACAAAAGCAUGCUAUAUAUUUUUGCCAUAUCUACGCACACCCACACACACAGAAUAUGAAUCAAAAUGAAUGGAACGCAGAACUCAAAUCUCCCACAAUGAAACUAAGGAUUGUAUGUAAUAAUAUAAUAAUUUAUAAAUUCUACAUUUAAUGAUUAAAACAUCUUCAUACAUGUACCUAUGUAUGUGACUGUAUCUAGCGAAUGGCAUUUAACCCCAAGUAUGUUGAAUUGUUUGAUUAGACUUAUUAUUAUAAUUAUUAUGUAUAUGCUUUGUAUGUAUGUAUUUUGUGCAUUUUGGUUUUACAUAACGAUUUAGCUGCAAUGAAUUUAUAUUGUUAUUUUAAUAGUAUUUCUUUUGUAUCUGCCCAGUUCACUACUUCUCUCCUCCACCUCCUUCUCCUCAUCCCUUGCGCAAAUAUCCUCACUUGUGCUCUUGCUCUAGUUGGACGGAAAUCCAUUUAUGUUUUAUAGUUUUUAAGCCUAAUUUAUGUAAACGCACACAAAAACACACACAACUUAAACAUCAACUAAGUAAGUUUAUUAGCGAAAUAAAUAUUAUUUAACAUUCAAAAAGAACAAAGAACAGAAGAGUAAGGACAAUUUGCGAAAAAAAAGCGAAACCACAUAGUUUCGACUUUUAAUUGGCAACCCCAGCAGAUCCAGUGAAACUUUUCAAAAGUUGUGUUGGCCACAAAGUCCGUACAAUUCCAAGAUUUUAUAUACCGAUCAGCGAACAUUCACUUCUACGCAUUUACUUAGGUCAGCCAACACUUUCCCAUUUCCAUGACCCCACCCGACCUCUACUAUAUCCUGGCCCAAUCAAAUACUGUAAUAUUUAAUACGUAUGUAUUUCCAUUCAACUUGUAAAAUUCUACCAAAAA
Messenger RNA from Drosophila mauritiana, 3715 nucleotides. RefSeq names its product G protein alpha o subunit (gene Galphao). The record is from RefSeq and is a predicted model, not a curated record. Gene Ontology annotation, molecular function: G-protein beta/gamma-subunit complex binding; GTP binding; G protein-coupled receptor binding. Gene Ontology annotation, cellular component: heterotrimeric G-protein complex. Lineage: Eukaryota; Metazoa; Arthropoda; Insecta; Diptera; Drosophilidae. Gene Ontology annotation, biological process: adenylate cyclase-modulating G protein-coupled receptor signaling pathway. Bases 322 to 1386 code for a protein of 354 amino acids. The transcript has 7 exons.